UUCAAAUUUUGGGGUCGGUAGUGUAUAUCAAAUGAAGGAAACUCCUUGCUCUUCAGCUCUCUCCUUCUCUUUUCAUUUCUCUGCGAUCUAAAUUUGUAGCUUUUAACCAGCACGGAUCUCUCUUUUCCCUCCGAUCUGUCUAAACCCGUGAGAGCUUUCAAUCCAUCUGCUCUUUAUCUAUUUUCAACAGCACGUCUCUUUUCUUCAAAUCUUUUUCCUCUCUAGGGUUUCCAAAGUCACUUCCCCUCCCCAAUCGGAAAAAAAGAAAAAAAUUAUUCAGGUUCUGCAAAUUCUUUUGAAUGACCUUGCUAUGACAAGUGAAUUAUGACAUCAAGUAUGUUGAAUGGAGAGAGAAGAUGGGCAUCUGGAAGAAGAAGUGGCAUGACUGUGUUGGGGAAAGUUGCUGUUCCUAAACCUAUCAAUUUACCAAGCCAAAGGUUAGAAAAUCAUGGUGUGGACCCAAAUGUUGAAAUUGUUCCCAAGGGUACCCAUAGUUGGGGCAGUAGAUCUUCUUCUUCUGCAUCAAAUGCAUGGGGUUCUUGCUCUCUAUCUCUAAAUGAUGAUGGUGGUACUGGUUCACCCAGCCAUCUUAGUGGCCGCCCUUCUUCUGGUGGAAGUAGCACUCGACCAUCAACUGCGAGUAGUGAAAAAGCCCGUGAACCUAUUGUUAGUGCAUGGGGUACAACUUCUAGGCCAUCAUCAUCUUCUGGAGCAUUGCCAUCAAAUCAGACAUCACAUGCAGCUUUGCGUCCUCGUAGCGCAGAAACAAGACCUGGUAGCUCACAAUUAUCACGGUUUGCUGAACAUUUGUCUGAUAAUUCAGUGGCAUGGCAUGCAAUGGGAACAGCAGAUAAGUUGGGAGUAACAUCCUCUAAGAAUGAUGGGUUUUCCCUGACUUCUGGAGAUUUUCCAUCCCUUGGAUCAGAAAAGGACAAUUCUGGAAAGAAUCUGGACUCUCAAGAUCAUGAUUCUUUUGGUCGUCCAGGCUCAUCUUCUGCUGGAGUAGCAUCCAGGAAGGAAGGGACUGAGGAUUCCGCAGGUGAUGUUUCUGCACAUGCAAAUGUGAAGAGUGGAGCUGAAGGUUCCUGGAGAAGAGAAAAUGUGUAUGGUGAAGAUGGAGCCAGGCCCAGUGUCGAGAAGUGGAAUGCUGAUUUCCAACCAUAUCCUAAUUCUAGUAUCCCUCCUCAGCAUUAUGAUGUGUGGCGUGGUCCUCCUGUUAACAAUCAUCCAGGUGCGGUUUGGGGUAGAGGACCUCCAGGAUGUCCACCAUUUCGGUCCCCAGUUGCCCCCGGUGGCUUUCCCAUGGAACCAUUUCCUUACUACCAUCCACAGAUUCCUCCUCCUGCUCUUGCCAAUCCACAGGCAGUUCCUCCACCAGGAGCUGGUCCCAGAGGGCCCCACCCAAAAAAUGGGGAUCUGUACCGGCCUCAUAUGCAUGAUGCUUAUAUGCACCCAAACAUGCCGCUCAGACCUAGUUUUUAUCCUGGACCAGUGCCUUAUGAGGGCUACUAUGGUCCUCCCAUUCCCUACUGCAAUCCCAAUGAACGUGACGUUCCAUUUAUGGGAAUGGCAAUGGGCCCUGCUACGUAUAACAGGUACCAUGGUCAAAGUAUUCCUGAUCCUGGCAAUUCUCAUGGUAGAACAAGUGGAUAUGGGCCUAGUAGUAAGGCAAUGAUUUUGGAUCAAGUGGAACCCGUUCAUCCUCAAGAUAGUCAACAACCAUACAAAGUUCUUCUGAAGCAGCAAGAUUGUUGGGAGGGUAAAGAUGAAGAGCAGAAGUUUGAUGACGCUAUGAAAACGAAUGCAUCAUAUCCUCUGAAGGGGGAGCAUACGAGGAAGUCGUCAUCAGGGGAGAAUGGCUGGAGGGCAGAUAGCAAGAAGGAUCAUGAGUUUGACACAAGAAGAAUGGCAUUUGCUGAAGAAUCUUCUUCUGGGGCUGUUGACAAUCAAAGAUUUGUCCCUACGAAAGUGAAAUCAUCUGAAAGUGGGCUGAAAAUGAACACAUCUGAUGUCAGUUCAGUUAAGAAAUUUGAACAUGCACCUUCUAAUUUUCCUCAAGAAUUGGCAGCUCCUAAAGGUUCCAGUCUGAUUCAGAAAAUAGAAGGUCUAAAUGCAAAAACCCGGGCUUCUAAUGGACGACAAGAUACUAAACCUUUCACUAAUAGGGAGGAGCAGAAUAGUAAAUUGCAAGCUGGUAAUGCCGUUGCUGGUCAUUUUACAAAUGAGACGGGUAUUGAGUCAAAUGAGAUGGGUAUUGACUCUUUAUCUCAUGAAGAGACUUGUGUCAGUGGAAUUAUCAACUCUGCCCCACAUGAAGACUGCUUUUCUGCUGGAGAUAGGAACCUUGAAUCAACAAUAGUGAGUGGAACAACAAUCCCCAGAAGGUGCACUCAUGGCAUGUACAGUAGAGCUGAUCAUCGUAGUAAAGGAAGAUUUAGUCCUCAAGAAGAUGAUGUGUGGCGGAAAAAAUCUCAAGUUGCAGAUCCACAAUGUCUAGUGUCAACUGCACAUUAUGAAAUUUCUUCUGUUCAUGGGCAAGACCAUAGUUCAGCGGAGGCUCCUCAGAAUUCUGUCUUGCAUCCUUCACUGAAGGAUGAGGGAGAAUCAAUGCCUCCUGCAUCUGAGCCAAGCGACAGCCAGCGUGCUAAGAUGAGAGAGCUAGCCAAGCGAAUUAAACAGCGAGAGAAGGAAGAGGAAGAAAGGACAAGGGAGCAGAGAGCCAAGGCUCUUGCAAAAUUGGAAGAGUUGAAUAGGCGUACACAAGCAGGGGAAGUUGGAACUCAGAAGUUGGAAAAUGUUCCUGCCUGUGCUAUCCAGAAUAGGCAAGAGGAAUCCUUAAAUCUUUCCCAACCAACCAUGGAUGCAAGCAAAUCUGGAGCACCAAGUUCUUCAUUUGGUUCCAAAACAAAGACUGUUGCACAGAGUAAACAGAAGUUGGAAACCAUUCCUAGUAGUGUUGUCCAGAAUAGGCAUGAGAAAGCCACUACUGCUGUUGUUUCUUGCAAGUCAAUUCCAUCAAGAUCGGCUCUGGGAUCCAACCUAAAUAUGGUUGUGAAUAGUGAAAUUAACAUGAAUGCAGUAGAGAAAUCUGUCAGUAUUACAACCAAUGUGCCUGUUGAGACACCAAAGGUUGUAAACAAUCAGUCCAUUGUGGUGCAUGAGCAAUUGAAUCCAUUCCAACCAGAUAGCAAUGGUGCUGAUGCUACUUACUGCAGUGGUACUCCACAGGUUCAUGACAGCAGUGCUAAGCAGAAGCGUACAGGCUAUAGACAAAAGCAAAAUAGCCCCUUGGAAAGAAAUUCCAAUGAGAAAUUGGGCUCUUCCUCUGGAACUGAGGCAUCAAAAAGCCAUGCUGAUAUAGCAGCUAAUGCUACUAUCUCUCCUCAGGAUGUUGCUGAUGAGAUUGAUUCAAUCUGUGAAUCAAAUUUACCUACGGUGGCAGCUGAGUCUUCAGUUCAUCAUAGAAGGAAGAACAAGAAUGGGAAGAACAAGCAGAGUGUGGAGGAGGCAUUGCCUGCAGCAGCUUUACCAUUAGUGGUAGCAAAAGAUGCUACUACUUCAGAGCCAAAGAGUUCCAACUCUUUGUUGGAUCCUAGCUCAGGUCAUUUCUCAACUGAUUCAAAGGAUGCAAAUCAAUCUUCAGAGCCGCAUUUAUGGCUAACAAAUGAAGAAACCAACAUCAGAGUGAAUAACCAGUGGAGAUCUCAGCAUCCUCGCAGGAUGAUGAAGAAUCCACAAGGUAAUAAAUCAAUUGAGAAAAGCCACAGUGGUGAUGCUGUUGUAUGGGCUCCUGUGCGAUCACAACAUAGAACUGAGGUUUCUGAUACAGCCAAUCAGAAUAGUUUAGUUGAGUCUGUUCUGUCCAUAAAGAAUGUUCAGCAGGUGCAGAAUAAUCCAAGAAACAAGAGAGCUGAAAUGGAGAGAUACAUUCCAAAGCAUGUAGCCAAAGAACUAUCUCAACAAGGUAGCAGUCAUCAAGCAGCUAUUCUCUCAUGUAAUCAGAUUACAUCAGAUGAAACUGCUGAAAGACACAAAUCUGGUUCUUUGGGCGUUGAAAGCUCCCUAAUCUCUGGCACGGCUACUGUGAUGUUUAGUCCUGCCAUGGCAUCCAGGAAUGGAGAUGUCAGGCACAAUAAGUCAGGAAAAAGACAUGGAGCAUGGCACCAACAUGGUGCAGCCGAAUCAACUACUUCAUAUCCGAGAAGCAGUUCUCAAAAUUCAGUCGAGGAUGAUCAGUGCCACAAAGCUGAUGUAAGUUCUGUAAACGAGCAACCAAGGGAUUCUGAUGAUUGGAAUGCUUCUGAUGGAUGGAACAUGCCUGAAAAUUCUGAUACAGCCUGUACUAUUCCUUGUUUAAAAGAUCAGGGUGUGACUGCCAGAGUAAAGCAGCAACCACACAAGGGUCAUAAGGGCACUGGAUACCAUCAUAAUCCUGAUAAAAUGUACAUUCAAUCCGUGGCUCCUGAUAGGCAUCAAAGAGAGUCACUUCUAGCUUCAAAAGAAAAUAAUUCAGCUGGGGAACGAUCCACAGCUCAUUGGCAGCCUAAAUCUCAGUCCAUUUCAGCCGCUAGUCAUCGUGGACGCCAGACAAAUAGCAGCAUGAAUGAAGGCAGUGAUGAUGGUAGGGCUAUUAAGGAGUCUACUCUGCAUGGAGGGCCACUCUUACCUCAGCCAGAUAGGGAUACUGCUGCAGUUGGGCCUCAGUCUAACUCUUAUCAUGAUCAGUCGCCAUCUAAAAAGAAUUUGGAAGAAGCUCCAACUAUUGGGCAAGAGCCUAAGGGGGAAAGGAAGAUGACUGCACAGAGAGGACGUCCUGGUAGCCCCUUUGAAUCAUCGUCUCCUAAUUUGGAUGUUCGGUAUGAGAAAUACAUGUCUUCAGGGUUCCACAAAAAUGGAAAUCAAUAUAGCCGUUUCAGUAGAAACCAUAAAUCUCCUGGAGAUAAGAGUGGAUCUAGGAAAGAUAGCAAGCAGCAUAAUGUACCUGCAGCCCGGGAAGGACAGAAACAUAAUUCACAUUACGAGUACAAGCCAGUUGGGCCCCACAAUAAUAACAAAGCAAACAACUUGGAACCCUCUGGCACAGGGUAUAGAGAGAGGGGCCAGGGUCACUCGAGGCGUGAUGCAGGCAACUUUUAUGGACGGCAAACUGGUAAUGUUCAAGUAGAUGCUGGUCAUGACUGAGGUGAAAUCUGGAGGGUUUUCUUUUGGUAAUGUCUAAGACCAACUUCCACAGAUAUUUCUGGCUCGAUCCUUUACACUUUCAGGUUGUUCCAGUACACUCAAGGUGCCAAUCUCUCUUGGACUAUUUUUCCAAUGACAGUUCCUGUUGUGUUGUAACUUUCGUAGUCCCAGGAGCUGGGCCGUUUCAGUCGUCACCUGAAACCCUAUGUUCGGAGCAGUCUGUGUUGCUGUGAGGAAAUACUCGGGGUAUGCAAAUGUUGCUAACUGUCUCAGAAGCUGAAAAAUUCCCUGUCCGCUUGAGCAGGUCUACAUGAACGAACACAACUUCUACAGAAAGUAAAUUUUCAUGCUCCACUUCUCAGUAUGAUUCUCUAUUCCAUAUCCUGGGGCGUGUCGAUGAAGUAUUGGCAGAUGUGAAUGCAACUGAGGCUUGCGAAUACAGUAAAUCCCCGGGUAUGCCAGUUUGACUGAAGUAUUUAUGUGCCUGAAGAAGCCAGUUAAAGAUCUAUAAUUGCAGUUAAUUAAGUUCCCUGUCUAUGUAGGACCUGAAACAUAUUAUCCCCUGUAUUUCAGUUCAGGCUUGUGUAUUUACAGUGGUGGAGCCGCCACCAGAAAAUUUUAAAAUCUAUUAUGUGGGGUUUUAGGUGAUUUUCCCUCGAACAUUAAAUAAAUAACUCUUCAAUCCUUCCAAAAA
Messenger RNA from Manihot esculenta (cassava), 5875 nucleotides. RefSeq names its product protein MODIFIER OF SNC1 1. Gene Ontology annotation, biological process: epigenetic regulation of gene expression. Lineage: Eukaryota; Viridiplantae; Streptophyta; Magnoliopsida; Malpighiales; Euphorbiaceae. The record is from RefSeq and is a predicted model, not a curated record. The coding region runs from base 325 to 5181 and encodes 1618 amino acids. The transcript is spliced from 11 exons.